Sphaeramia orbicularis (orbiculate cardinalfish) is the source of this 3138-nucleotide messenger RNA. It is a transcript of the gene arnt2, whose product is annotated as aryl-hydrocarbon receptor nuclear translocator 2. The transcript is spliced from 20 exons. NCBI's taxonomy places the organism in Eukaryota, Metazoa, Chordata, Actinopteri, Kurtiformes, Apogonidae. Gene Ontology annotation, molecular function: DNA-binding transcription factor activity; protein dimerization activity. Gene Ontology annotation, cellular component: cytoplasm; transcription regulator complex; nucleus. The coding region runs from base 297 to 2495 and encodes 732 amino acids. Gene Ontology annotation, biological process: regulation of DNA-templated transcription. The record is from RefSeq and is a predicted model, not a curated record.
UCCUAAAGUCUCGCGGUGCUUCCAUUCAGACAUCUUGCAUCUGAUUGACUCUGCUCUGCCUCAACAUUAUCAUUAAAAACACGCGCAUCCUCGGUCCGUACGUCGGCCAGGCUUUGUUUUCCCUUCGGUACCGGUCCGUCCUGGUCCUCGGUACCGGAUGUGAGCCGGUUGGACCGAGCCUCGCGUGUCAGUCCCGCGGACUUUGCUCAGUCUCUCACGGGGCUUCUGUCUCCCUCCACCGUAUUGUGCGUCAUCUCCAUCGCUGCCGUUUUGUUGAUUUUCUCCGGUGAGGAAACAUGGCAACUCCCGCCGCGGUCAACCCGUCCGAGAUGGCCAGUGAGUUGCCGGGGACGGUGGCGAUGCCAGGGGGCGUCGGCGCCGGGCAGGUGAGGAUGGGUGGUACUGUUCCAGGCCGGGGAGGCAAGAGGAGAUCAGGAGGAAUGGACUUUGACGACGAGGACGGGGAAGGACCUAGCAAAUUUUCAAGGUAUGAUGAUGAUCAAGUUCCUGGUGGGGAUAAGGAGAGAUAUGCCAGAGAGAAUCACAGCGAGAUUGAGCGACGCCGACGCAACAAAAUGACGCAGUACAUCACGGAGCUGUCGGACAUGGUGCCCACCUGCAGCGCUCUGGCCCGGAAGCCCGAUAAGCUGACCAUCCUGCGCAUGGCCGUGUCUCACAUGAAGUCCAUGAGGGGGACCGGGAACACGUCCACAGACGGCGCCUACAAACCCUCGUUCCUCACCGAACAGGAGCUGAAGCAUCUGAUCCUGGAGGCGGCAGAUGGCUUCCUGUUCGUGGUGGCGGCGGAGACGGGCCGUGUGAUCUACGUGUCGGACUCGGUGACACCGGUGCUGAACCACCCUCAGUCUGAGUGGUUCGGAAGCACCUUGUACGAGCAGGUCCAUCCUGACGACGUGGACAAACUGAGGGAACAGCUCAGCACCUCGGAGAACUCCAUGACAGGACGGAUCCUGGACCUGAAGACAGGGACGGUGAAGAAGGAGGGACAGCAGUCAUCCAUGAGGAUGUGCAUGGGUUCCCGACGUUCCUUCAUCUGCCGCAUGAGGUGUGGGAGCGCCCCUCUGGACCACAUCUCCCUAAACCGUCUGUCCAACAUGAGGAAGAGAUACAGGAACGGUCUGGGUCCGUCCAAAGAAGGCGAGGCCCAGUACUCAGUGGUCCACUGCACCGGAUACAUCAAAGCCUGGCCUCCUGCAGGUAUGACUAUACCAGAGGAGGACACGGAGGCGGGACAGGGUGGAAAAUACUGCCUCGUGGCCAUUGGACGACUGCAGGUGACCAGCUCUCCGGUGUCCAUGGACAUGAACGGGCUGUCAGUUCCCACCGAGUUCCUGUCGCGUCACAACUCUGACGGCGUCAUCACGUUCGUCGACCCACGCUGCAUCAAUGUCAUCGGUUACCAGCCUCAGGACCUACUGGGGAAGGACAUCCUGGAGUUCUGUCAUCCUGAAGACCAGAGUCACCUGAGAGAAAGUUUCCAACAGGUGGUGAAGUUGAAGGGCCAGGUUCUGUCCGUCAUGUACCGGUUCCGGAUGAAGAACAGAGAGUGGAUGCUGAUCCGGACCAGCAGCUUCACCUUCCAGAACCCGUACUCGGACGAGAUCGAGUACAUCAUCUGCACCAACACCAAUGUCAAGCAGCUCCAGCAGCAGCAGCAGGCGGAGCUGGAGGUUCACCAGAGGGAUGGACUCACCGCCUACGAUCUGUCCCAGGUCCCGGUGGCUAGUGUCAGCAGUGGAGUCCACGAGACCGGGAAGACCAUCGACAAGUCUGAGGCCCUGUUCAGCCAAGAGAGAGACCCGCGCUUCGCCGACAUGUACACGGGGAUAUCAGGGUCUGGAGAUAAGAAGAUGAUGGUUCCGUCGUCCACGGCUGGAGGACAGCAGCUCUACUCCCAGAGUUCACCUUUCCAACAGGGACACUCUGGAAAAAGCUUCAGUUCCUCUGUGAUCCACGUCCCUGGUGUGAACGACAUCCAGCCGUCGGGUUCGUCCAAUCAGAAUCUAGCUCAGAUCUCCAGACAGCUGAACCCGGGACAGGUGGCCUGGUCAGGGAACCGCCCCCCCUUCUCUGGACAGUCCAGUAAAGCCCAGUCCAGUCCGUUUGGGAUCGGUUCUGGACACAGCUACCAGACCGACCCGGCCUCCUACAGCCCCCUGUCGUCGCCCGCCACCUCCUCCCCCAGCGGCAACGCCUACUCCGGACUGACCAACCGCAGCACGGCCUUCGACGUGGCGGCGGAGGGCAGUCAGAGCGGCGCCCAGUUCCAGGGUCGACCCAGUGAAGUCUGGUCCCAGUGGCAGAACCAGCACCACAACCAGAACACUGGAGAACAACACACACACCAGAACCCCAGUCAGACCGAGGUGUUCCAGGACAUGCUGCCCAUGGCUGGCGACCCCACACAGGGAACGGCCAACUACAACAUCGAGGACUUCGCCGACCUGGGGAUGUUCCCGCCGUUCUCUGAGUAGCCCCGCCCCCUGACGCCGUUCAACUGGACCGUUUGUUUCAUCUCAUUUCUGUCUCAUGUUCCUCAUUCGCCGUCACUCGGCGACUGUCCGGCCGCGGCCGCUGUUCGCCGGGACGCCCUCAGUCCGCGAGGCGUCAUUCACAUACGUACCUCAUGUCUGAAUCAGCUCCGUCUGUUUGCAUCUGUCACGAAAGACGCCGUUGCUCUCUGGGAACAGAGGACGGUGGUCAGGUCACCACUUUGCACAUGCUCAGUAGGGUCAUGUCCUACAGCGGGAGGAGGAGUUGAGGUCACAUGGACCAGGACUCGACUGGACUGGAUUCAGAGUUAAAGUGACUUAUUUUUAGUUUCGUUUUCAUCAACAGAACGAAAACGCAACAGUUACGCUAUGAGGCGUUUACUGUCCAUGGUCCUGAUCCUGGUCCAGAUCCUGGUCCUGGUCUAGAUCCCAGUCCAGAUCCUGGUCCAGAUCCUGGUUUAGGACGUCGUAUUAGUGUUCAUCUCCGUGUUUUGACUCUUGUUCACCAUCGUUUUCCCUCCGUUUGUGGAGGGUUAAGACCAGGGGUGUCAAACAUGUGGCCUGUGGACCAAACCCGGCCGCCAUGGGGUCCAGUCCCUCCCAUAGGAUGAUUAAUUUAUGAAAU